AGCGCGUUGUUAUAUACACUUUUUUGUCUCUGCGAAGACGGAUUAAUUUUGUUACUACGAAGUUAAAACAAAUUAUUUAAAUAUUCGAGUGUUUGUCAAAAGUGAAUCAAUGAUUCAAAUAUAAAGUGUUGCAUAUUUUGCAUUACAACAGUUUGAAAAUCUUGCUCCAAGCAAGAAAAACGCAUUUUUUUUCCCAUAAUCGGAACGUGAAAUCAAAGCGUACGGGCGUCUGAUCAGACGGCAGCCAAAUUAAGGAACAAAGCUAAAAUGGUGUGAAAAUAUUACCGGAGACCGGGUUUUUAGUGUGCAUCGGUCGUUUUUAGCUGAGUGAUUUCGUUAAUUUUGCGUUUUCAUUUUCAAGAUUUGUUUUAUUUAGAUUGUGUUAAUUUUAAGGAAUCUCUUCGAUUUUUCACAAUUAAUACGUUUCACAUAUAUACCAGUAUAUAAACAAAAGGCUAAGUUAUGUCAUCAACCGCCAGCAAAAGAAAAGAAAUCUACAAGUACUUAGCGCCAUGGCCGCUAUAUUCAAUGAAUUGGAGUGUUCGUCCCGACAAACGCUUCCGUUUGGCGUUAGGUAGUUUUAUAGAGGAGUACAACAACAAGGUGCAAAUUAUCAGCCUCGAUGAAGAUACCAGCGAAUUCAGUGCUAAGAGCACUUUCGACCAUCCAUACCCCACGACGAAAAUUAUGUGGAUACCAGAUUCCAAAGGAAUCUAUCCUGACUUACUAGCAACCAGCGGUGACUACUUGCGCGUUUGGCGUGCUGGUGAACCCGACACACGACUAGAAUGUAUACUUAAUAACAACAAAAAUAGUGAUUUCUGCGCACCACUGACAUCUUUUGACUGGAAUGAAGUAGACCCGAAUUUAGUUGGUACCUCAUCCAUCGAUACGACGUGCACAAUCUGGGGUCUGGAAACAGGGCAACCCCAUGGACGAGUCUAUGUAUCUGGACAUGUUAAAACACAGUUGAUUGCGCACGACAAAGAAGUCUACGACAUAGCCUUUUCGCGCGCCGGCGGUGGACGCGACAUGUUCGCAUCGGUGGGCGCCGACGGCUCCGUACGAAUGUUUGAUCUGCGACAUUUAGAACAUUCGACCAUUAUUUAUGAGGAUCCAACGCAUACGGCUUUACUACGUUUAGCAUGGAAUAAGCAGGACCCAAAUUAUUUGGCCACGGUAGCGAUGGAUUCAUGUGAGGUUAUUAUUUUAGAUGUUCGUGUUCCUUGUACACCAGUUGCAAGACUGAGCAAUCAUAGAGCGUGCGUUAACGGUAUUGCGUGGGCGCCGCACAGUUCCUGUCACAUAUGCACUGCCGGUGAUGAUCACCAAGCACUGAUCUGGGAUAUUCAACAAAUGCCGCGGGCGAUUGAAGAUCCGAUAUUAGCGUACACAGCCGCCGAAGGCGAAGUGAAUCAAAUACAAUGGGGCGCGACACAGCCCGAUUGGAUAGCGAUUUGCUAUAAGAAAGCAUGUGAAAUACUGCGUGUCUAGAAGAGGCGUACGUUAGCUUCGUUUAUACGCAUGCGCACAUACAAACGUCGACGCCACACAUUUUCAACAGCAACAAAACCAACAACAACAACAACAAACAAAAUUUCUGUAGCGCAUCUGACGUUAAUUACAAGUAUAGUUACUUAUAAAUAUUUUUGAGUUUGACAUUUGACAGUUGCGCAACAAAUGCAAAUACAUCAAUCCAGCGGCGUUGUUUUGCAGCUAGACUUGCUAAGUUUGUUCAUUUUAUUCAAAUAUGUAAUUGCCUGUAUUUAUUUGCUUUAGUUUCUAAUACACACAUAUAACUUUUAAGUUUAACUUAAGCUUAGCAAAAGGAAAAAUACACACAAAUAAAAAUUGGUUACUGUUUUUAUUUUGCAAAAUUCAAAUCCUUUUUUUCACUUUUAUUUACACAUACAUCCACAUACAUACAUGCAAAAAAGCGUUAUGCACUUAAUGAAAAUCGUCAUUUGUAAGCGGUUUAUAUUUUUAUAUUUGCCAACAAAUCCGCCUGUAUGUGACAGCUGUCAACUGACCUUUACGCUGUGCGCUGUCCGUUAUUUUUGUUUACGCUGACAAACCGACAACUAACGUAUGCAAUACUGAAUCUGAAUCUGCAACUGACCAAUGUAUGCCUGUGCUGCAGUCAACAGUGAUGUGUGUGUGUGUGUGUGGCAGCGUGUAUAACACUAAACCAUUUGUAAUUUAACAUUUCAUUGCAUCUACUGCAUUUCUUACCGUUUACUGCAAUUGACGUACACACUUGAUGUAAUACAUACAGACAUCAGACAUACAUACAGAUGACAGUGUCACAAAAGCGAUCAAGCUAUAAAAAAAGGAAACAUCUUAUAAGCAUAAAAAAGCAAAGCAGUGGAAAAUGACUAAACCUAAAAUUAGCCUAGCAAUACGAACUAUACAUUUAUACAUACAUAACAUGAGCCAGAGCCACAUCAAUAGAACUGAUUACAACUUACUAAAACUAAUUAUUACUUACUCGUAAAUGCAAUAAAAACAAAAAAGCAAAAAAAGAAAACCAAAACACAUAGUAUAUAUAUAUACAUACAUAUAUAUAUAAUUCUAAUUUUCUUUAUAUAUUAUAUCAGCAAUGCGAACCGAAUCGAAACGUAAAAGUAAAUGAACUACACACACACGAAGAAGUAAAUAAUAAAAAAUAAGAGCAAAUAAAUAAAUAGGUGCACAGACUAAGUAAUAAAUAUGUAGAGUAACUGAAAUUUCAAAUGGUACCAUUAACAGUAACAAAACAACAACAACAAAAAAACAAAAACCAUUCAAAAUAAAAAGAAAUACAAUUUAACAAUAUUUUGCGAGAGAGAAAACAAGAUUGUUGCCAAAACCAAAUGAGUAAAUAAAAAUAAUAAGCAAAAACAUAAGAAACAAAAGACAAAAACAAAAGCAAAAACAAACAAAUCAACAAAAGGAUGCAAACAAAUUCAAAUACACAUGACUAGCAACUAAAGACAUAGAAUAGGAGUGCUCCCUAACAACAACAACAACAACAAAAUGAACAACCACCUGCUAAACAACAAAUAAGAGAUGUGUAUGUAAAUUUAUAAAAAUAAAAUGACAAGUUCAUCGAAUGUA
This is a messenger RNA of Bactrocera dorsalis (oriental fruit fly), 3096 nucleotides long. RefSeq names its product DDB1- and CUL4-associated factor 7 (gene wap). Gene Ontology annotation, molecular function: protein binding. Lineage: Eukaryota; Metazoa; Arthropoda; Insecta; Diptera; Tephritidae. The transcript has 6 exons. Gene Ontology annotation, cellular component: nucleus. The record is from RefSeq and is a predicted model, not a curated record. The coding region runs from base 463 to 1494 and encodes 343 amino acids.